AGCAGUGCCUUGCUCAGGGACACCUCGGUAGCACUUGGUCUUUCCGGGACUUGAACUAGUGACCUUCCAGUUGCCAAGUCAAGUCCCUAUGGACUUCGCCACCACCGCCCUGUUCACAGACGACUUGGAUUGCAUAUGUUUACACAGGGAAAUCGACACUGUGGUGUUAGAAAAAGCUGUAUUGACAACAGCACUGGUUGCCAUGAAAGAUGUGAAACGCACCUCUUUGGUUGAACCAAUAAAUGAAAGGACAUACAAAACUGGAUGUCAUCAAACCUGCUCAAAAUCAACAGCAAUAAAACAGAGCUCAUGAUUGUGGCACCCAAGGCGCAGCUCCAGAAGGUUGGAGACCUGCUUCUCUCCAUUGACGGCUGCUCCAUCUCCCCGUCCAAUGAAGUCCGCAACCUGGGAGUCAUCAGGCUUACACUUGUACACACAGCUGCCACACCCUGUACCACACAGCAUUCCACACUCUACACUCGUCGAUCGGAGCGCAUUUUCUCAUCCGCCUCACGGAGCGUGGAAAGUGAGGGGCAGGGCUGCCUCUCUUCGUGGAGAGGAGGUUUACCUGUGCACCUGUGCUGUGCUGCUGUGGGGAGGUUUUUUUCCCCGGGAAGUCGCAGAGAGACGGAGCGGCUACACAUUGUUGCUCGGGCCGGGGCCCCCUUUUUUCCACCUGUCCAGUUCUGCUGUGGCGGAGACCUGCUUCCACUUGUCGUGUGCUGCUGUCCUGGCGAGAUUUUGCCCCGGGGGCGUAACGGAGACGCCGGAGCGCUUCGCGUUCGGGCUGCGGCCUGCUUUACACCUGCUGUAGCGGAGGCCUGUAUCCACCUGCUCCACCUGUCGUGCUCUACGGUGCCGAGGACGUUUUACCACGGGGAUAUCGCGGAGAGACCGGUGCGCCUCUACGCCUCGAGCUGAGCCUGCUUCGCCUAUCCUGCUGGACUGAGCAGGUUCUGCACCGGGGAUAUCGCGAAGAGACCGGAGUCCGGAGCGCCUCCACGUUUCGGCCUGCUUGCGCGCCUAUCCGGAUGCUGUGCUGGUCUGGGAAAAUGGCCCAUAUCGUGAUUCUGCUAUGCCUGUUAGCUAUUUUGGACAAUGAGAAGUUCUCUCGUCAUCCUGAGAAGUCGACUGGAUUAAGGUCUGUUCUACCGCCCGCAGUGGACAUCCCCUGUAAAGGUUCGGAUGUGUUACACAAACAAUUACUGGUUGCCUUGUCACAGACAUUCAGUUCGACAAAUGUUUGUCUUUCUCACUUGCCUGCUAUGAUGGUUCUUCAGGACUCCUUCUUGAGCUCUAAUCUCACUUUUGCGGAGUUUACUGGUGACUUUAAAGCAGAUGACAAUGUAUGUGUGUCGGUUAAGAGGAAAAGGUGCUUGGUUUUUUUGUUAUUAUUACUAUCAAGGAAUGUACAACUAAACCCUGGACCGCCCAGCAGCAGUAGUAGUCAGAUAGCUACUCCUGCUGAUUUUAAUUCUAGAUCUGGGUUGGGAUUCAUUCACUUAAAUGUGCGCAGUCUGUUACCUAAAUUAGAUUUUGUCCGCAUUUGGGCGAGCUCGACUGAUGCUGAUUGUCUUAUCAGAAACGAGGCUAGAUAAAUCUAUUUUGGCCUCUGACAUCUACUUAAAUGGUUAUAGUGUAUAUCGUACCGACCGUCCUAAAAAAGGUGGUGGCGUUGCCAUUUAUGUGAAAAAUAAGUUUUGUGUAACCAAGAUGGUUUCCAAAUCUAUUAGUAAACAACUAGAAUUUUUUUGCUUUAAAUAUCGAAGUAGCAAAGGGUCAACAGGUCAUGGUGGUGGGCUGCUACAGACCGCCCUCAGCUGUCAAGGACUCUUUAUCUUCUUUGGCAAAACUUUUAUCUCAACUUGACAAGGAAAUAGUGCUGCUUGGUGAUUUUAAUUGGGACUGUUUAACUUCUGUGUCAGAGGAUUUAAAAAACCUUUGUAUCUCUCUGAAUGUUACUCAGAUUAUAGACAGUCCU
Gymnodraco acuticeps is the source of this 1981-nucleotide messenger RNA. RefSeq lists its product as uncharacterized. The record is from RefSeq and is a predicted model, not a curated record. The transcript is spliced from 2 exons. Bases 265 to 921 code for a protein of 218 amino acids. NCBI's taxonomy places the organism in Eukaryota, Metazoa, Chordata, Actinopteri, Perciformes, Bathydraconidae.